AGACCCAUAUAAGCCCGCCUCCCAUAUCCACAGCCCCUCCCAUGAUCAUCUUCCCCCACCAGAGGGGUGUGUUUGUUACAAUUAAUGACCCUUCAUCAAUACAUCAUAACCUCCCAAAGUUUACAUCAGGGUUUAUGCUUGAUAUUGUACAGUCUAUGGGUUUGGACAAAUGUUUCAUGACACGUAUUUACCAUUAUAGUAACAUACAGAGUAUUUUCGUUGCCCCAAUCAAUUUCAUUCUUUGUAAAAGAUUUGUCUUCAGAGAACAGAUCGUACUGCAGAUUCAUUGAAGUAGCAUGUGGAGGGGGAAAAGAUGUUUAAGUCUGAGUUGAAUCUAGUGAAUCUCAGGAAAACAGACCAGACCCUUGAAGAUUUCCUUGUCUUUCUCUCUCAGGGGACCAGUCAGCCAUCAAUGAACUCAUGCAGAUGAGAUUGAGGUCUGGGGGCACUGAGGGUCUCUUGGCUGAAAAAUUGGAGGCUUUGAUCACUCAGACUCGAGCCAAACAGGCAGCUACCAUGAGUGAAGUGGAGUGGAGAGGGAGAACAGUUCCAGUGAAGAUCGACAAAGUGCGGAUUUUCUUAUUGGGAUUGGCUGAUAAUGAAGCAGCUAUUGUCCAGGCUGAAAGUGAAGAAACCAAAGAGCGCCUGUUUGAAUCCAUGCUCAGCGAGUGUCGGGAUGCCAUCCAGGUGGUUCGGGAGGAGCUCAAGCCAGAUCAGAAACAGAGAGAUUACAUCCUUGAUGGAGAGUCGGGGAAGGUGUCUAAUCUUCAGUACUUGCACAGCUACCUGACUUAUAUCAAGCUGUCAACGGCAAUCAAGCGUAAUGAGAACAUGGCCAAAGGUCUGCAGAGGGCUCUGCUGCAGCAGCAGCCAGAGGAUGACAGCAAGCGCUCCCCGCGACCCCAGGACCUGAUCCGGCUCUACGACAUCAUCCUACAGAAUCUGGUGGAAUUGCUCCAGCUUCCUGGUUUAGAGGAGGACAAAGCCUUCCAGAAAGAGAUAGGCCUCAAGACCCUGGUAUUUAAAGCUUACAGGUGUUUUUUCAUUGCUCAAUCCUAUGUGCUGGUGAAGAAGUGGAGCGAAGCUCUUGUCCUGUAUGAUAGAGUCCUGAAAUAUGCAAAUGAAGUAAAUUCUGAUGCUGGCGCCUUCAAAAACAGCCUAAAGGACCUGCCUGACGUGCAAGAGCUCAUCACUCAAGUGCGGUCAGAGAAGUGCUCGCUGCAGGCCGCGGCCAUCCUUGAUGCAGAUGAUUCUCAUCAAACAGAGACCUCCUUCCAAGUCAAGGACAAUAAGCCUCUGGUUGAACGGUUUGAGACAUUCUGCUUGGACCCUUCCCUGGUCACCAAGCAAGCCAACCUUGUGCACUUCCCACCAGGCUUCCAGCCCAUCCCCUGCAAGCCUUUGUUUUUUGACCUGGCCCUCAACCAUGUGGCUUUCCCACCCCUUGAGGACAAGUUGGAACAGAAGACCAAGAGUGGCCUCACUGGAUACAUCAAGGGCAUCUUUGGGUUCAGGAGCUAACCAGGCUCUUCCUCUGGGGCGGGGGAGAUUCUGACUCUUCGUCUGUAUUGUGAGAAAAUCCCAGCAAGUUCCAUGAUAUUAAAUCCAGGUCUGCCUUGGCCUGGGGCAGGAGUUUACACCUUCAGCCCUGCAUUCCUACAUCUUGUGUUUGUACACUUACAUUCUUAACCAGUGUGUUAGGAGAGCACCCUGUCGUCUUCUGGUAGAUGUGUGCAGGGUCACCCUGUCUCCUGUACCUCCUGGGAGAGGGGCUGCUGCUGUCUGCUGCCCUGUUUGGUCGGUAAUGCGUUCAGGAGUCCACACCAGGCACAGCUGGGGCCUUGAAACGCUUUGUUGUGCUUCUUCAGUACCAUGGAUUUGAAAUGAACUCAUCCUUGCUGUGAGCAUCCAGGAUCCCUUGAAAUUUCUUCUAUGACUAUGAAACUGGCAACGUCACCCCAGAAUUAUGGUCAGCCUUAUUCCCCUUCACUUCCCAGUGAACGCUAAGAAGUUUCAGAAUAAGCAGAGAGCUCUAUUUUUAGAAGAAAUGUGUUACAUUCAGAAAUGAUGAAACCAAAUCUUAUAUUAAAAGGCAAAGAUGACGGAGA
This is a messenger RNA of Sapajus apella (tufted capuchin), 2108 nucleotides long. It is a transcript of the gene SRP68, whose product is annotated as signal recognition particle 68. The record is from RefSeq and is a predicted model, not a curated record. Gene Ontology annotation, cellular component: signal recognition particle, endoplasmic reticulum targeting. Bases 421 to 1521 code for a protein of 366 amino acids. Lineage: Eukaryota; Metazoa; Chordata; Mammalia; Primates; Cebidae. The transcript has 10 exons. Gene Ontology annotation, molecular function: endoplasmic reticulum signal sequence receptor activity; 7S RNA binding; signal recognition particle binding. Gene Ontology annotation, biological process: SRP-dependent cotranslational protein targeting to membrane.